Ylistrum balloti is the source of this 1931-nucleotide messenger RNA. RefSeq names its product ubiquitin recognition factor in ER-associated degradation protein 1-like. The transcript is spliced from 12 exons. The record is from RefSeq and is a predicted model, not a curated record. Gene Ontology annotation, molecular function: polyubiquitin modification-dependent protein binding. Lineage: Eukaryota; Metazoa; Mollusca; Bivalvia; Pectinida; Pectinidae. Gene Ontology annotation, cellular component: VCP-NPL4-UFD1 AAA ATPase complex. The coding region runs from base 112 to 1017 and encodes 301 amino acids.
UGUCAUCACCACACACAUUGUUGGUCGUACACGUCUGACCGUCUGUAUAUUGAGUCACGUCUAGAAAUAAACACUUGUAGAAGAGAUCAUCACGAGCAAAUAUCAUCCAACAUGUUCCGUUUCGGCAGAGGACAGUUUGAUAUGGGGAGCAAAUUUAAGGAGACAUACAGAUGUUAUUCUGUGUCAAUGAUGGGUGAUCGAGAUGAUGUGGAGAGAGGAGGCAAAAUUAUAAUGCCACCAUCUGCUUUGGACAAAUUGACUCGCCUCCACAUACAAUACCCCAUGUUGUUUAAGCUCAGCAACAAGGACAUGGCUAGGGAGACACAUUGUGGUGUACUAGAGUUUGUUGCAGAUGAAGGCAGGAUUUUCAUACCGUACUGGAUGAUGAAGAACUUGAUACUGACAGAAGGAGACCUGGUGACAGUUGAAAAUAUGUCCCUCAAAGUCGCCACGUUUGCACGUUUCCAACCUCAGAGUGUGGACUUCCUGGAUAUCACCAAUCCAAAAGCUGUCUUGGAGAACAUGUUGAGAAGUUUUGCUUGUUUGUCAACAGAUGACAUAAUCUCCAUUAAAUACAAUGAAAGGGAAUAUGAGAUGCUGGUAUUGGAGACAAAGCCUGAUAAAGCAGUAUCUAUCAUUGAGUGUGAUAUGAACGUAGACUUUGCACCACCUGUAGGCUACAAGGAGCCAACACCAAUGAGAAAGCAGGAGGAAGAGGAUAUAGAAACAGAUAAUGCUAUGGAUGUUGCUGACUGUAUGGAUAAUGCAUUUAGGGCAUUUAGUGGUUCUGGUAACAGACUGGAUGGUAAGAAGAAGGGAAUGGAAACUGACAACCAUAUCAACUCUACAGGACCUCCAAAAAGGGGAAUACCCAACUACAACUACAAGAAAGGAUCUCUCAGCUUUAUACGAACACAGCGACAGAUACCAACAGAGGGUGAUGAUGACAAAGAUGGGAAAGGAUUUGAGGCAUUUUCUGGAUCAGGACAAGCUUUGCGCAAAAAGGGACGAAAGUGAUAUAUGGACGAGGGGCUAUAUUAACCGUGACAUGUGAUUAUUAACUCCUUAGACACACAGGAACUCAUUCCCAAUAGAAAACACAGGCAUUUAGACAAAAUCAAGACUUGGGUUCCAAAUGGAUUGAAGUUUGCUAAAGAAGAGUUUGAUUCAGAUAUGCAUCGUUCAUAUACUAGUAGUAGGAAGCCUUAUGAUAAUAGAAAAGCCGGGAAAAUGAUUGUGCCAAUUGAUUCUGUUGUUUGGAGCUAAAGGUUUUAGACAUUAACAUUAUGCAGUGCUGUAGAGAAAGUAAGCUAUGUUUGCACAAAACUAUGAAUGCGGUAAAUGGAUGAAACUGGUGUGGUUAUAUUUUGUAUUAUUGAUAUGUUUACAAUGCUUUAGGAUCUCACCAUAAAUCUAGACAACACAACUUCAACCUACAGUGUACAUGUGUGUAAAUGUGACGGACUAUGAGGUGUGCAUGAUACAAGUGGAAUUACCUUCACUGACAUACAUAUCUCAAAUUCCUGAAAUUUGUUUGAUGUUAACAAUGUGGUAACAGUUCUGAUUUACAUAAAUAUGUAUUUUAUGUUUUGAUAUUGUUACCAAUAUUCUUGAUGUGUCAGUUUGGCUCAGUGAUGUUAUAACCUAGAUAAUAUCUUACAUCCUUCAAUACUAGGUAAACAAAUCUAUAUAUAUGACAUGAUAUACUUUAUUCCACAACUGAGUAGCAAUUAAGAAAACUUAGAUUAAUAAUUUACUUAUUGAGAAAGUGUCCAGUUCUGUAGACUUUUGUAGUAAUUCUAUGUGAGAGUGAAAGUGAAUGGUGUGUGUUAUCAGCCGAGAAGUGCUGAGGGAAUCAACCUCAUUUAUUUAUUAUAUCAACACUGUCAAGUGUGUUUUAACUUUGUAAUAAAGCAGUAAAGUGAAACUUA